Alternaria rosae is the source of this 1140-nucleotide messenger RNA. RefSeq lists its product as uncharacterized. The record is from RefSeq and is a predicted model, not a curated record. NCBI's taxonomy places the organism in Eukaryota, Fungi, Ascomycota, Dothideomycetes, Pleosporales, Pleosporaceae. Gene Ontology annotation, molecular function: nucleic acid binding. Bases 69 to 926 code for a protein of 285 amino acids. The transcript is spliced from 2 exons.
CACUUACGCGCUUCCACUCCAUACCAAACCACCACCACCACUACUCCCCAUUUCCACCGUCGCUCAACAUGGUCGCCUCAACUACCGCAUCUUUCGAGAGUUUCGUCAAGCAGACCCGCGAGAAGAAGAAGAACGAAGCCCUCGCGCAACAGUUCCUCGGAGCUAGCAGCCGAGGCCGGAAAGCGAACGCACCAGGCGCCGGCGGACGGGCGCGAGUUGAAUCUGAAAAGCCCUCGUUGCUCAGCCGGAUAAACGGUGGUGCUGGCGUACAGAAGCGAUCAGCAAGCGCGAAACCAGCCGGCAACGUUGAUGGCAAAUGGCAACACGAUCUGCACAAGCUGAACAACCCCCGCGGCGCCGCCAACAACAGGAACAACCUCGCCCGGACGGCGUCAGCAUCCCAGGUCGAGCGCAAUAGCAAAGCGUACACCAAAUUUGCUCCCGUCCUUGGUCGCGGUGCGGCUACACGCAGCAAUGACGCUGCACCGGGCAUCAGCAUUCGAGGCGCCGCGACAGGCGGUCCGUGUACGGUCAUUGCUAGUAACUUUGCACCUGGAACCACGGCCGCUGAUAUUGAGGCUGUCAUGACCCCGAUUGGAGGAGAGACGCUGGGGUGCAGGCUCUUAUCUUCCAGCCCGACGGUCAUGGUCGAGCUGCAGUUUGUGAGCAGAGAGGGCGCCGAGAAUGUUAUCGCGACGUUCAACAACCAGAAGGCUGAUGGUAGACUCCUCUACGUCUACAUGAAGGAUGUUCCUGCGAGCACCCACGUUGCAAGAGCCCCGCCCGCCCGCCUUACGCAGUCCAUGGAUGACAUGGACAUUGACACUGGUGCAGGCGCACGCGCUGGUAGCUUCCAAGAUGGACGAUAUGGAUUCAACGACGCUAGUCGCAAAGAACCACCACGUGGACCCCGCCGACGAUACUAGAUCUCAACGGCCGGCACACAUCUUCUUCAAUUUCCCCUGUACGAUAUACCCUUUUACAGACGAUAGCAACGAGCAAACUGCAUGCAGCCGGGUUCCAAGAUUCACAACACUCGGAGGAGCCAUGCAGUUUUCCAUAUCCGAAGGCAUAAGCGGGGAGUUGGGUUAUAUAGACAACAUGCACCAACGAUCUCCUCGGCAAGUGUCUGGUGGCCAG